Molecule: messenger RNA, 1454 nt
Organism: Closterium sp. NIES-67
Lineage: Eukaryota; Viridiplantae; Streptophyta; Zygnematophyceae; Desmidiales; Closteriaceae
Source: the annotation of a GenBank genome assembly
GGGGGAGCAGAGGAGCUUCAUGGUGGUUUAUGUGGAUGACAUCCUCAUUUUCUCACCCUCCUCUGACCUUGUGAAGGAGGUGAUGCUGAAGCUUCAAGACAAGUUCAAGUGCAAGACCCUUGGUGACGUCAACUACUACCUUGGGCUUCACAUUGAGCGAGAUGUGGAGAAGCGGUGGAUGCGAGUGCAUCAAAAGAAGUACUUGGAGGCUUUGGCUGCAAACUUUGGGAAGAGUGAAGGUCAUGUGGCUACUCCUCUACCCUCGGGGUUCAAGUGUGUGAAAGGACCAGCGGAGGAAAGUGUUGGUGAAGAGGAGAGGCGGCGUUUUCACUCCUUGGUGGGCAGCCUCAUGCUCUUUCUCACCGCCUUCUCUGAUGCAUCUUGGGCAUCAGAACCAGAGGACAUGACAAGUGUGGGAGGCUUCAUCUGCUGUGUUGGUGGAGGCCCAACAGCUUGGGAGAGCAAGAAACAAGUGGACCAAGCAUUGAGCUCGGUGGAGUCCGAGUACAUGGCACUCUUCCGUGCCAUAAGAGAGGUUGUGUGGCAGCGGCGUUUGCUAGCUGAAUUGGGGGAGGAGCAGCAAGGACCUACCCCACUCUACUGUGAUAGCCAGGGUGCUAUUGCAUUGGCUAAGAACCCCGUUCUUCAUGGCCUUACCAAGCACAUGAAGGUGAAGUGGCAUUGGGUGAGGAGCAUGGUAACCGCGGGUGAAGUGGAGUUGCACUACGUGAAGACGACGGCGCAGCCUGCUGAUAUGAUGACCAAGAGGCUGGUUGAGCAGCAGCAUUGGAAGUGUUGCAAGCUUGAUGGGAUGGCUCUGAACUAAGGGGAGCAGAUUCUAAGGCCAACAAUCCAAGGGGGAGUUUGUUGGUGCAACCUUAUGGCUUGCACUCGGCUUGUCGUCCUUGUUUGUGUGUGUGCAUGCAUGGCAUGGAAUGAAUUGUGAGUCUAUGUCAUUGCUAUCCAGUGCUUUUGUGUGUGUUUGAAUGGUGUAUCACAAUGUGGUUUGUGUCGGUCAAGACAUUAGCGAGUUUUUACAACUCGCAUGUCAAGUCGUCGUUUGUGUGUCGCAUGUGUUUUUUCUAUUUUGUCGAGUGUGAAGUGUCCAUCGUGUCGCAGGUGUGUGCAGCAAGCCCCCAUCAACUCAAGAAGAAUUUAUCUUGCAGAUCCAAGAACAAGAGCUCAAGAUUUCAAGCCCAAGGGACGCGGAUAAAUAUUAAAUAGUGAAAAUAGUAACGUUACUUCGUGUAGUGUUACAUUUCACUUGGUGUAGCCCCUUGGAGGGUUGGUUUCGAGACUCUUCAUGGUUGGGGACUCUGUGGUGGUGUACCACCAACCUGGACCUCGGCUCUUGGGGUAUGAAGAGGCUGGGAACCACAUCCCUCUCGAACUCUUCUUGCUAAGUUUUGUACUUCCAAGACUAUAGUGGCUCCUAUACCUCCUGCCAGUCAAAC